Eremothecium sinecaudum is the source of this 1191-nucleotide messenger RNA. It is a transcript of the gene PUS4, whose product is annotated as pseudouridine synthase PUS4. NCBI's taxonomy places the organism in Eukaryota, Fungi, Ascomycota, Saccharomycetes, Saccharomycetales, Saccharomycetaceae. Gene Ontology annotation, biological process: tRNA modification; mRNA pseudouridine synthesis. Gene Ontology annotation, molecular function: RNA binding; pseudouridine synthase activity. The transcript has a single exon. Gene Ontology annotation, cellular component: mitochondrion. The coding region runs from base 1 to 1191 and encodes 396 amino acids. The record is from RefSeq and is a predicted model, not a curated record.
AUGAAUGGUAUAAUUGCUAUUGAAAAGCCGGCAGGUAUCUCUUCGAAUAAGUUUCUCGAGAGGUUGAGGAACGUUUGGAGUUCAAGUAAAGUGUUCUCUGAUGAAAUUGCGAUAAAACUUCAACAGUAUAAAGCAGAAACUGGUAAGAAACCAAAUAGGCGUAAAAUGCGUAAAGUUGCGGAUAUUAAACUUGGACAUGGUGGUACUUUGGAUCCUUUAGCAUCUGGAGUUUUGGUUGUUGGGGUUGGUAAAGGUACUAAAAAGCUACCACAGUACCUAACAGGUGCAACCAAAGUUUAUGAAACUGUGGGCCUAUUUGGAGUAGCUACAACAUCAGGUGAUUCUGAAGGAGACGUAUUGAAAGAGAGCUCUGUUAGCCAUUUGAAUAUGGAAGAACUAAAGACAGUUGAAGAGAAAUUUUUAGGAUGUCUCAAGCAAACUCCACCAAUUUACGCUGCUUUGAAAAUGAACGGCAAACCGCUUUAUGAAUAUGCUAGAAAUGGUAUUCCCUUACCCAAGCCCAUUGAGCCUCGAGAAGUGAAUAUUUUUGAGUUGAAAGUUUUUGAGGAUUCUCUUUCUCGAGAACAUGAUCAUAAGUUUCUAAGGCCACUUACCGAGGAGGCCAAGGAUACUGUUAGCAAAUUAAAUGCCAAUAUUGCAGAUGAUGUAUUAUAUUAUUCUGAUAAAUACUGCAGUGCCCAAGGAUGGGAUAACCAAAUUGCUCCCAUUGAGAAGCCGAUUGAGCUUACUGCUGAGGAACGCGAAAUAAUUGAGAAGGAAGGGGAAAACUACAGGGCGCCUACUUUACAUUUCAAGGCAAAGGUCUCUUCUGGUACUUACAUUCGCUCUUUAGUUAGUGAUAUUGGUAAAGCGAUGAGGUCUUCUGCAUAUAUGGUUGAAUUAAUUCGUGUUGAGCAACAAGAAUGGUCAUUGGAAAAGGGCAAUGUAUUUUCCCUUGAAGAUUUUAUAGAACAUGAUGAGCAAGUGUGGAGGCCUGUAUUAGAGAAAGUUUUAGAGAAUGGAGGUUCUGUAAAUGUGAAAGAGGAACUCCAGGAGGCUUCUAAGAAGUUUGCUAGCCAAGUCCAGCCCGAUAUCCCAUCCGAUAGUGCAGCAGAACCAUUGAAUGCGUCAGAGGAGACGCUAGUGCAACCAAGAAAUGAAAGUAAAAGGACUUUAAGUGACACUGAAUAA